AUGCCUCGGCCGAUAACCGAAUCCUGGAUCCUGAGUUCCAAAGACUCAUCGGGCAGAAACAGCCUGCAGUGGGGCUCAUCUAUACCUUCACGACUCCAGAGUAUCCUGACCAAGACAUGGCACUCUCCACACCUGCGUGCCUUCUUGGGGCCCGACGACUCCUUCAUCAUCUGGCACCCUGAGCUCAUACGUUGGGCCAAUCUGCCACCGAGCCUAGAGGAUGCCGUACAGUCUUGGUUGACACCUUCUGGAUGGCGCGUAGGGCCGCCACGCAUUGUAACAUGGGGUCCUGAAGGUGCAUUCUUCGCUAUGAGUGAGUACGGUGACGUUGUAUACCGUUUAGGCGAUGUAGAUGCCUGGGAAAUUUACAAAGAGACGGUAGAAGAGUGGAAGGCGGAGAAGGGGUUUCUCUGGAGCGACCUGACUUUCAUCACGCUGGAUCCUACCAGCUCUGAUCAAUUCAUCGCAAUUCGGAACGAUGGGACAUGGGCUGGCUCCAUCGAUGAUGUCAACGAGGAAGCACUGGAGACUUUUGCACUCAACUUCUUUGCUCGAGCGAAGAAGAAGUCCAAACCUAGCACAUCCCAGUCGAGCGGGCAGAUGCCAAACGGUACCGACAAGUCUACAGAGGCGAAACCCGACGCCGCGACCCAAGCCCUCUACGAAAAAUGGUCUACAGAAGCGGCAGUCAUGUUCGCAGCCGCAUCAGCAGCAGCCGGAGGCUCGAAACCUAAAGCCCCACGGAAACUCCAAGUUCGUUCCCAGUCCAGUAGCUCAGAUGCCUCUAGACCGCCACUGCACCGCACGCCAUCUGCAUCGCCAAAAUUACUGUCCAUGUUCCCAUACCUGCCUAACACGAUUACGACCUGCAAUCUCACAGCAUGUACGAUUCUCAAAUCUGAACCAGAUAGCAUACACGCCUGCCAACACGACGUAGAAAAACUACUUCGAGCAAGCGGUUUGUAUAGCUACGAGUGGCUACGUCAGGAGCGCUUGCGAUGGCAUCCAGACCGCUUCGGACGGCUAUGCGAUGAAGAAUGGAGAGAAACUGGGAAGAAGCUCGCCGGCGAGAUGUUCAAACUCAUGAGCGUACUGAUAGAAGAUCUCAAAUUGCAUCAAGGCGAAGGCAGCGGUAGUAGGGGUGUAUAG
This is a messenger RNA of Alternaria postmessia, 1149 nucleotides long. RefSeq lists its product as uncharacterized. The transcript is spliced from 2 exons. The record is from RefSeq and is a predicted model, not a curated record. Lineage: Eukaryota; Fungi; Ascomycota; Dothideomycetes; Pleosporales; Pleosporaceae. Bases 1 to 1149 code for a protein of 382 amino acids.